This is a messenger RNA of Penicillium brevicompactum, 1134 nucleotides long. RefSeq lists its product as uncharacterized. The coding region runs from base 1 to 1134 and encodes 377 amino acids. NCBI's taxonomy places the organism in Eukaryota, Fungi, Ascomycota, Eurotiomycetes, Eurotiales, Aspergillaceae. The transcript has 2 exons. The record is from RefSeq and is a predicted model, not a curated record.
AUGAAAUACGUACUCUUCUCCUUGAGCGCAUUUGUAUUUUACGCGAUCUUCUACUUCUCUUAUAUCAAUGGCCUGGAUGCUCUUGGCCGUGAGUCCAUUGAAUCUGGCAAGCUCCCGGGGGUGAAUGACCCACUGCGGACAGUGUACACAGGCGUCGAGCCAAUUGACCAUCUCUUGACUCUACUGACCACCUUCUUCUACCCGACCCUCGAUGGACAGCGACCUGGGCUAUUACUUCACAGCAUCGGCUUUUCAGGUACCUUUGGGGCAGCAUGGACUUUGGUUGUCUUGGAAUCAUGGAGAAAGGGUAACGCUGGGACCGUCGCCGCGUACCCCAUGGUGUUUGGCCUCAUUGCGCAAGUCUUCACUUUCGCUUUUGCCACUCCCUUGAUUUUGGGACUCCAGCUCGGCUGCUCGAUCACAGCUCGUCGACCUCACGCAGACAACAUCCGCGUUCCACGUGCAGUCCUAGCAACCAUGCCAUUGAUAUUUGCUGUGGGAUUUAUGGUUCCGACCAAUAUGAUGGUGUUGCCUGCUCCAUCCGUGAUAUCCGUGGAUUUCAAGCAGAUUGCCAUUGCCAUCUGGCAGCCAUGGCCUGCGUAUGUCUCGAUUUUGAGCACCGUCGCCUACUACGUGUUCUGUCCAUUCUUCUCCGAAAACAACCGGGCAUCUAUGUCUAACUUGCGCUGGGUCUACGCAUUCGCGUUUAUUAAUGCUUCGUUGUCCCACCUCGUGUCGUGGAUCGUGUCAUUAGCGACCGUCAUCGUACCGACACUGUUCGAAAAGCGUUUCCAAGAAGCGCUUCAUCCAGCAAGUGUAUUUUUUAUCCCACUCCCUUGGUCUGGAUUGACGGUUGAGAAUGUUGGACAUGGCGUGCAUGCCUUCCUGCGGUGGGACUACAUGAUAGGAUCAGCCGGUGUUCUGCUUUGGGCAAUCCACUUGUAUAGUGUUGCCCACAAGCAAAUUCUCAGCACCGUCUCAUGGCCCAGUCUUCUGUUCAAAACUGCUCUGAUAGCUACCCUCGCGGGACCCGCUGGUGCUGCGGUGGAACUGAUCUGGGAAAGAGAUGAACUGGUGUUCACUGAGACUGGUGGUAGCAAGCAGCGAGUCUCAAAAGACAAGAAAUCGUUGUGA